CAUUUGAAUAUUGUGCAUGUAAAAUGUACGGUUACCUUGAUCCGGAGUAUUUCCUGACACAGAAAUUGACAGACAAGAGUGAUGUAUAUAACCUUGGUGUUGUGUUUUUAGAGCUUUUGACAGGGAUGCAACCAAUUUCACGUGGCAAAAACCUUGUUUGAGAGGUUAACAAUGCAUAUCAAUCUGGUAUAAUAUUCUCGAUUAUUGAUGGAAGAAUGGGUUCAUAUCCUUCUAAAUGUAUGGAGAAGUUUGUGAAUUUGGCCAUGAAAUGUUGCCAAGAUGAGACAGAUUCAAGACCUUCAAUGGCAGAGGUGGUCCGAACUCUAGAAACUAUAGAGCUAAUGAUGCCGGAGUACUCUGACCCCUUGGUAGCAGAAUCCAUGGAAGGUAACCUAGAAAAGGCAUCUAUUACUCCACCUUCGUCAUCCUCUGUGGUGAAGAAUCCGUACACAUCCUCAGAUGUUUCUUGCAGUGACCUUGUUAGUGGAGUGAUUUCCACCAUCACGCCUAGAUAAUAAGAUGACCACACAACACAUCCUGCACUUACUCUGAUGAGUCUCUGACUGUUGUUAUAUACUUGUAUUGGUUUUCUCAUUUCUAUUACUUUAUAGUCAGUCUUUUACACCAACAAGCUAAAUCAUUUAUCAUUUGUGUAAAAUGCAAAAAUGCUUUUGUAUUGGAUUUGCAUUUCCUUUUGAGAUAACUGAUGAGCUACAUACGGUUUAGAUGUAGAUAGAAUAAAUGGUAUUCACCUCG
This is a messenger RNA of Rubroshorea leprosula, 756 nucleotides long. The record is from the annotation of a GenBank genome assembly. NCBI's taxonomy places the organism in Eukaryota, Viridiplantae, Streptophyta, Magnoliopsida, Malvales, Dipterocarpaceae.